This is a messenger RNA of Penicillium bovifimosum, 1575 nucleotides long. Its product is annotated as MFS transporter. The record is from RefSeq and is a predicted model, not a curated record. The coding region runs from base 1 to 1575 and encodes 524 amino acids. Lineage: Eukaryota; Fungi; Ascomycota; Eurotiomycetes; Eurotiales; Aspergillaceae. Gene Ontology annotation, biological process: transmembrane transport. Gene Ontology annotation, molecular function: transmembrane transporter activity. The transcript has 6 exons.
AUGAAUGACGGCGAAGGUACUCCGUCCGUCAACGGAUCUACUCCGACGGCGAGUAAUCACGAAAUAACUCAGAUCGAUUCCGAAAAAUCAAUAGUGGUCGACAAUGUAGCCCAAAGCACCGAUCUCGAAAAAGGCCCGGCCCAGAACACAGACGCUGAGAAAGAAGAAAAAGAAACCGACCCGAACAUCGUCGAUUGGGAUGGUCCAGAUGACCCCGAGAAUCCCCUGAACUGGUCAACAAAGCGGAAAGUCGGAGCAACAUGCUCCAUUGCCUUAAUCACUUUCCUGACUCCCCUGGGAUCAUCCAUGUUCGCCCCGGGCGUACCUGCUUUACUCCGGGAUUUUGAGGUCACCAACAUUGAGCUCUCGGCUUUCGUGGUCUCGGUAUACCUGUUGGGAUACUGUUUCGGUCCUCUGCUUAUUGCACCGUUAUCAGAGAUAUACGGUCGACAAUGGAUAUACAAUUCGUGCAAUAUUCUCUACGUUGUGUGGACGAUCUGCUGCGCCGUUGCACCCGAGAUGGGCAGUCUAGUUGUCUUUCGAUUCCUCGCUGGCUUUGCCGGUAGUUGUCCGCUGACUAUCGGUGCCGGGUCAAUUGCCGAUAUGUUUGCACAAGAGAAGAGAGGCGCUGCCAUGGCGGCUUGGGCGGUUGGGCCUAUGAUUGGGCCUGUAGUUGGUCCCAUUGCUGGCGCAUACCUAGCACAAGCAAAGGGCUGGAGAUGGACGUUCUAUGUACUGGCGAUGGCAAGUGCUGCCGUCGCUGUAAGCUCAAUCCUCACGAUCCGUGAAUCCUACGCCCCAACCCUACUAGCCCGGAAGACCAAGAAACUCCAAAAAGAAACCGGAAAUAUGAACCUACGCUCCGCCCUCGACACAGGCCGCACACCCAAAGACCUCUUCAUGUUCUCCAUCGUUCGCCCAACAAAAAUGCUCUUCCUCUCCCCCAUCGUCUUCCUCCUCUCCCUCUACGUCGGCGUAAUCUACGGAUAUCUCUACCUCCUCUUCACGACCAUCACCGUCGUCUUCGAGCAAGAAUACGGUUUCUCCGAAGGCACAGUCGGCCUCUCCUACCUCGGCAUUGGCAUCGGAUCCUUCGUCGGCCUAUUUAUGCUGGGCACAACAUCCGACAAAUUAAUAGUGCACCUCUCCGCCAGAAGCGGCGAGAAAAAGCCCGAAUACCGUCUUCCCCCGCUGAUCCCGGGCUCGCUAUUCAUCCCCGCCUCACUGUUCAUGUACGGCUGGAGCGCAUAUUACAAAGUGCACUGGAUAGUACCUAUCAUCGGGACGUCGCUUUUGGGUGUCGGCAUGAUGAUUUCUUUUAUGGCCGUAAGCACAUACCUCGUCGACGCAUUUACAGUCUACGCUGCUUCGGCUAUGGCUGCCAACACAGUAUUCCGCUCCCUUGCCGGUGCGAUGCUUCCGCUUGCGGGUCCGAAGAUGUAUGAGACUCUAGGGCUUGGAUGGGGAAAUUCACUGCUUGGGUUUAUUGCCUUGGCGUUGUGCGCGCUGCCUGUGAUCUUUUGGGUGUAUGGUGAGCGGAUACGGACGAAUCCGAGAUUCCAGGUUGAGUUUUGA